Erythranthe guttata (spotted monkey flower) is the source of this 800-nucleotide messenger RNA. RefSeq names its product small ribosomal subunit protein eS12. Gene Ontology annotation, cellular component: ribosome. The record is from RefSeq and is a predicted model, not a curated record. Gene Ontology annotation, molecular function: structural constituent of ribosome. Lineage: Eukaryota; Viridiplantae; Streptophyta; Magnoliopsida; Lamiales; Phrymaceae. Gene Ontology annotation, biological process: translation.
CUAGGGCUAGGGUUUUAGGGUUUUCUUCUUCUUCUUGCCUUUAUAUACAAACGCCGAAUCCAUUUUCAGCGCCUCAUUUACAGUUGCUGCACUCCAGAUUUGCUUCUCCACCUCUCUCCACUCUGUAAAUCAAAGAUUUCAAUCGAAGAACCUCGUUAAUCCGAACGCAAGAUGUCUGGAGAAGAGCCUGUUGUAGUUGAGACCCCAGCUCCCGCCCCAAUUCUGGGCGAGCCAAUGGAUAUUAUGACAGCUUUGCAGCUUGUGUUGAAGAAGUCUUUGGCUCAUGGUGGUCUUGUUAAGGGCCUCCACGCAUGUGCAAAGGCUAUCGAGAAGCAUUCAGCUCAGCUCUGUGUGUUGGCUGAGGACUGCAACCAGCCCGAUUACGUUAAAUUGGUUAAGGCUCUGUGCGCUGACCACAAUUGCAACCUAAUCACUGUUCCGAGUGCCAAGACUCUUGGCGAAUGGGCUGGUUUGUGCAAGAUUGAUUCCGAGGGGAAGGCCAGGAAGGUUGUCGGAGCCUCUUGCCUUGUCUUGACGGAUUUUGGUGAGGAAAGUGAAGGUCUCCACAUCGUGCAAGAGUACGUCAAGUCUCACUGAGGGGGAUUAGAGCAUUGCAAUGAAGCUAUCCAAGAUGUUCUAGGCAAUAGAAAGUCCCUUUUAUUUAUUAUGCUUUUUCUAAAUUUUCCAUGCGAAAUUUUUGAUCUUGUUGAUGGACCAUUCAGUCGUUGGAUUAUCUGAUUUAAGUGCCUGUUUGUUGGUAUAUUAAAUUAACGACGAAUUUGAUAUUUUGUGUUCGUGUU